Molecule: messenger RNA, 1357 nt
Organism: Argiope bruennichi
Lineage: Eukaryota; Metazoa; Arthropoda; Arachnida; Araneae; Araneidae
Product: replication factor C subunit 4-like
Exons: 12
Coding region: 134-1225 (363 amino acids)
Biological process (GO): DNA repair; DNA-templated DNA replication
Cellular component (GO): nucleus; DNA replication factor C complex
Molecular function (GO): ATP binding; DNA binding; ATP hydrolysis activity
Source: RefSeq, a predicted model, not a curated record
AUUUAAUCGCUAUUGUCAUCGAUUUAUCAAAACAUAAACAAUUAUUUUGGCGGUUUAUUUUGCUUUCACUUUUUGUUGUGUGUCUUUAACUAUAUAAGUCAUCUUUUUUUCGGCCAACUUUCAACCAGUAAUUAUGGAAGCUUUUCUGAAAGGAUAUAAGCCAGGAAGUAAGCCAAAACCUUCUGUUUCUAAAGGGGAUGGAACACCCACACCUUCCUCUUCAAAGAAAACAAAAAGACCUACACCUUGGGUUGAAAAAUACCGUCCUAAAUGCAUGAAUGAAGUUGUAUAUCAAGAUGAAGUUGUUGCUGUUUUAAAGAAAAGUUUGGCCAAUCCUGAUCUUCCUAACUUAUUAUUUUAUGGUCCACCUGGAACAGGGAAGACCUCAACAAUUCUUGCCUUAGCAAGAGAAAUAUUUGGUGACAUGUUUAAAGCCAGAAUACUAGAAUUGAAUGCAUCUGAUGAACGAGGUAUUCAAGUUAUUCGAGAUAAGGUGAAGUCUUUUGCACAGCAGACUGCUAGCGGUAUUGGCCAUGAUGGUAAGCCAUGCCCACCUUUUAAAAUUGUCAUCUUAGAUGAAGCUGAUUCUAUGACAAGUGCUGCUCAGUCUGCCCUUAGACGUACAAUGGAAAAGGCUAGUAAAUCCACUAGAUUUUGCCUUAUUUGUAAUUAUAUCAGUAGAAUUAUUGAUCCCCUGACUUCACGUUGCUCAAAAUUCCGCUUCAAGCCCUUAUCGAAAGACACAUUAUGUCAGAGAUUAAAUUAUAUUGCCACAGAAGAAAAUGUGACAUUUGAGAAUGAUGUGAUAGAUUCUAUAAUUGAUUUUUCAGAAGGUGAUCUGCGAAAAGCCAUAACACUACUUCAGAGUGCCCAUAGGUUAAAAGGUGAUGAAGGCAUCACUGUUGAAGAUAUAGCAGAUAUUAGUGGGGUUGUUCCUACAAAGUGGAUUAAAGAAUUAAUUACAGUAUGUGAAUCUGACAGUUAUGAAAAACUUGAAAAAUUUGCCUGUAAUUUAGGUUAUGAAGGUUACACCACUGGUCAAGUGAUCAAUCAACUUCAUGAUGAAAUAGUAUUUAACGAUGCUCUCAGUAACAAACAGAAGGCAGCAAUAUGUGAAAAAAUAGCAAUCUGCGACAAGCGGCUUUUGGAUGGUGCUGAUGAAUAUUUACAAUUGAUGGAUCUGUGCUGUACAAUAAUGCAGCAAAUAUGUCACCCACCUGAAUAAGAGGAACACUGUUCGACAAAUGUGUAUAUUUUUUUGGGGGAAAAAAAAAAAAAAACCAAUAUCACUGUUGAAUGCUAAAGCAUUUAUAUAAGCUAAAAUGUGUAAAUUUUAUGCCACUUUUUUUUUUGUAUA